Molecule: messenger RNA, 1227 nt
Organism: Dovyalis caffra
Lineage: Eukaryota; Viridiplantae; Streptophyta; Magnoliopsida; Malpighiales; Salicaceae
Source: the annotation of a GenBank genome assembly
AUGAGGGGAGGAGGUUUGUGGCAACUUGGCCAAUCAAUUACCCGCCGACUUGCUCAGGCUGAUAAGAAAGUUGUGGGACGUCGAUACUUUGCCUCUGAAGCUGACCUGAAAAAGACUGUUCUUUAUGACUUCCAUGUUGCUAAUGGUGGCAAGAUGGUUCCAUUUGCCGGGUGGAGCAUGCCCAUUCAGUACAAGGACUCUAUCAUGGAAUCGACAGUGAAUUGUAGACAGAACGGUAGCCUUUUUGAUGUCUCACACAUGUGUGGGCUUAGCCUCAAGGGAAGGGACUGUAUUCCUUUCCUGGAGAAGCUUGUUAUUGCUGAUGUUGCUGCACUUGCCCCUGGAACUGGGACUCUAACUGUCUUUACUAAUGAGAAAGGAGGAGCAAUUGAUGAUUCAGUGAUCACCAAGGUGCAGGAUGAUCACAUAUACUUAGUUGUGAAUGCAGGGUGUAGAGAUAAGGAUCUUGCUCACAUUGAGGAGCAUAUGAAGGCGUUCAAGGCAAAAGGUGGGGAUGUCUCUUGGCACAUCCAUGACGAGAGAUCUCUUCUCGCCCUCCAGGGUCCUCUUGCUGCCCCUUCUUUGCAACACCUGACAAAAGAGGAUUUGAGCAAGUUAUACUUUGGGGAGUUCCGUAUCACAGACAUCAAUGGAGCACACUGCUUUAUCACUAGGACAGGGUACACUGGUGAAGAUGGAUUUGAAAUCUCUGUUCCUUCAGAGAAUGCAGUGGAUCUUGCCAAAGCAAUCCUGGAAAAAUCUGAAGGAAAAGUAAGGUUGACAGGGCUUGGUGCUCGGGACAGUCUCCGACUUGAAGCUGGGCUGUGCUUAUAUGGUAAUGACAUGGAACAGCACACAACACCAGUAGAGGCAGGGCUGACUUGGGCAAUAGGGAAGAGAAGGAAGGCAGAAGGUGGCUUUCUGGGUGCUGACGUAAUACUCAAACAACUUGCAGAAGGUCCAAAAAUCAGGCGCGUAGGAUUUGUCUCUACUGGUCCACCUCCAAGAUCCCACAGUGAGAUUCAGGAUGAGAAAGGGACCAACAUUGGAGAAAUCACAAGCGGAGGAUUUAGCCCAUGCCUCAAGAAAAAUAUAGCCAUGGGGUAUGUCAAAUCUGGUUUCCACAAGGCAGGCACCAAAGCUAAACUACAGGUACGUGGGAAGGCCUAUGAUGGAGUUGUCACAAAAAUGCCAUUUGUACCAACUAAAUAUUACAAGCCAACUUAA